Molecule: messenger RNA, 2208 nt
Organism: Exophiala aquamarina CBS 119918
Lineage: Eukaryota; Fungi; Ascomycota; Eurotiomycetes; Chaetothyriales; Herpotrichiellaceae
Exons: 1
Coding region: 1-2208 (735 amino acids)
Source: RefSeq, a predicted model, not a curated record
AUGGUGUCAAUACCACACGAUGGAACAGCGGCGAAUGGCCACCAGUCGACUACUACUCCGAAUCCCAACUCGGACUCUCGUGUUUUAUCUAACAACGAUGGAGAGGCUCUGGAGGAGAGUCAAGCACCGAGCCACAGUCACGUCAUGCACACGCCUUUGACGCUUCCACAUAUCGACUCUGGAAGUGCUCGACAUCAGGCUCAGCAUCAUAUCAAUGGAUCUGAAUCAGUCGAAGGCAAGGAGAGUCAAGUUCAGGAGGGUAAUCAAAGCAGUAGCGACCAAGCUCAGGGUGCGGCAGCCAUAGCCUCAACCGCCUUAGGAAGUACAGACACCAGCCUCGAAGACAGUGCAUCCCAGCAAGAUGGUGAUGUGAGUCGUUCGCAUUUGGAAAGCCUCAACCAUUCUACAGCGUUGCAUUCAGAUGGCUCUCCAACAUCCUCAGGUGGUACGUCGUCUGGUUGUAGCUCCCAGCUGACUGGUUCUAGUGCUGGUACGGCUGCCGAUGCUGGCGCCGAUGCUGGCGCCGGUGCAGAUGCUAUUCUACUGGAUGCACCCCAUAAUGAUACAGACCUAAACCCCUCCGAGAAGAGGUCUUGGAAAAUUUCGGUGAAAUGGCUCUUACUACUUACGACUACUGACCUACUUAUCAUUGCGACAAUAAUAAGUCUCGAUAUUAUGUCACGACGCCAUUUCGGGUUUGUGGAUAUUGGAAGUGCACCCUCAUUUCUUUCGCAUGACGAAGCUGUCGAACAAGCAAUAUGGUCUCAAGGCAUUUUAUACACUGCCCUUCCAUCUUUUCUCAUGACGAUGUUUCAUACUGCUUGGAACACUGCCUUGGGGGCGUUCGUCAAAAGGCAGCCUUACGUGGAACUACGGAAAAAGACAGGUGAAAUCUCCAGGAAGACCCUCAUGUUUGAGUACACAGAGCCUUACAUCUUCUGCGUACGUUCUGCUAUUGAGAACGGGCAUCUGCUGUUGGCUGCUUGUAUGCUCUUAUCUGCGACUCUAAUCUUCUUCGUCGUACCUGUGACCGCUUUCAUGUUCACCACGAGGGAAUUUGGCCUCAAUAGCACACUCCCAAUCUCCAUCGAACGAAAUUUCAAUACCAGCAUCUUCCAAAACUCUACUAGCAUUCCUAGUUUGCGAUUCAUGGAGGCAGCUGCAGCCAUUCACAUUCAAAAUGCGAGUUGGGCUCCCUGGACGACUGAGACGUACGCGUUUCCCGCUUCUACCCCUUUGAUGGCCGUUGGAACUGGUAAUGUCACGUACAAUAGUAUCGCAUACUCAGCCGAAGCAGACUGCGUAUAUCUCGAAGAGGAUAAGUACCGGAAGCAUAUUUUGCUACCUGGAGAGACAGGCAUUCCUGCGAUCACUAUCAUGAUAAGCGCAAACGAUCGCGGUUGUCUGAUAGGGAGUUCCCUGAAUCUGGAGCUGAACUCAGAUUCACCAAGCAGAUUCAUCCAUUCCUGGACCACGACUACAUGCCCUGCACAUUCUGGGUGGAGUCGCUUCAGCUUCCUUGCAGGCCGAAUCACCCAAGAUGAACAAUUAGCGGACUUCGGUCUCAUCUCAUGCACGACUUCUUACUAUAACACGACCGGGAGUCUGACGGCGGAUUGGUUGCAGGAUCCCAUGACGGCCCCUGGCAUUAGAGACUUCCGAGCUACCAGUCGAUCUGAAUGGAAAGCCGACGCCAUAUGGUUCCCCCUUGAGUGGGGAAUGCAGGAAACUGGUUGCUAUGACCCGAUGGAGGAAAUCAGGAGUACUGAGUUUCCCCGCCAGGUGUAUCGCAUUGCCAAAACGCGAAAUUCGACCUCCCCACUACUGCCUGAAGUGAUUAUCGACGCAGCUCAAACGUUGUUUCCUACCAUGUAUGCAAUAUUUGCCACUUCCACUCUCCUACAACCCACUGACGAGCCCAUGCAACAGCUAGCCACAAUGUCUGUUCAGCGGACUAGGCUGAUUGUUGUUCCUGCUGUGGCCUACCCAGUCGUGUCAAUCCUCUGCAUUGUAUUCGGCCUGACCAUUGCUUUGUUCUUUUACGCAAAACAGGAGUCUAUCUUGACAGAAGAACCUGUUGGAAUGCUCGCAACGGCGGCCAUCUUGCACAAGAGUGCCGAUGUCUACUUGGCGAUCGCUAGAUUGCUGGUGGAUCCAAAGCUUGAACCAAGAUAUUUUCAGGAUCAAGGUGGAAUAGAACUGACGUAA